This is a messenger RNA of Musa acuminata AAA Group (dessert banana), 2950 nucleotides long. RefSeq names its product squamosa promoter-binding-like protein 12. Lineage: Eukaryota; Viridiplantae; Streptophyta; Magnoliopsida; Zingiberales; Musaceae. Bases 1171 to 2547 code for a protein of 458 amino acids. Gene Ontology annotation, cellular component: nucleus. The record is from RefSeq and is a predicted model, not a curated record. The transcript is spliced from 8 exons. Gene Ontology annotation, molecular function: DNA binding.
AUUUGCCAUCCAUUUGGGAGCGAGGGUAGGGGGGGUGUUCUCGGCGCUGCACCGGUCCCCGCGCAUCCACGCGGCUCCAACCGAUCGCACGAGUCGCAGCAGAGAAGAGAGAAGACGGGACGAUCGAUCUUUCUGCACGUGAUUGGUUCCGGUGUGUAAAGGUGAGUUUCUGGUGGAUGUUUCGGCUCGCAGUUCAGGGCACCACCACCGAAGCCUUGAUUCGAAUUAAAAGCCGGCGUCGCCUGCUCCACGGCUUGAACUCUAGAACGGAGUCAACAAUUAGGGGCACUGGAUUUCUUGUUAUCGGUUAGGUGGGCGACAAAAGCAAAAGGGGGAAGGAACAAAGAACCGCACUGUUGUGGUUCGAUGUGCAUAUGUACUGGUGCUGCAACUGAUGGAGAAGGUGAAAAUUUUCCAACUUACCACCAGCUUGGUUUUGGUUAAAAGAGCUUGUGGUGAAAGGAAACAGUAGGGGUACCAUUUUAUUUCCGAAGUUGACUUCUUUAUUGGUCAGUUUCCUUCAGUCUGAAGAAUGUCUUGUGGUAGAACAAUAAGAAGUCCUGUAUGGUAGGAAGGAAACUUAGCAACUUUUUGAUGGCAGGACUGGAGGACGGGGAAACAUUGGUAGAGGGGAAAUAAAUUGAGUGAAUAAUUGGAGGGUAUGACAUCCGUGGAUGUCAUACGUGGCGAGGAGCACUAGUGCUAAUUGUUUCAUCAGCCAACUGGUGGUGCAGCCCUUGAUCGGAUUUGUGGCAGAAUAAACCACCUAGAGAAAGUUGUAUCUUGUAUUUUGCUUCUUUUUUGGCUGUAAGAAGAAGUGAAAGGAAUACCUACCUGCUUUCGAGUCAUCCUUUUGGUGGACGGAGUAUUCUUUAGCCAGGACUGAAGAAGAUAAGGGCACAGGGGAUUCAAUAUGUUCAUGUGUGGAAUUCUGACUUGACAACUGGAGUUCACUUUUCACAAGGUUUGUCUUUUAGGCUGGAAGAGGUCUGAAUAGUUUCUGAAGUUUUCUUAGUCUGUAUGCUUUUAUCUGGAUUUGCCAAGUUGUGUGGACUCUUUUUAAUUGAAUUAAUCCCUGCCUGAUCCAGUGCCUACAAGUUCACUUCUAUUUUUUAAACAUUUUCUUGGGGCAGAAUAAUACUUGGAAAUCUUACUGCAAGUGCUUCUUGGAUGGACUGGGUUGCAAAAAACCCAUUCCAGUGGGAUUGGGAAACUCUGGACUUAUUCUGUGGAAAAGAGGGUGAAAUUUAUAAAUCUGCACAAGAACCUGAGUUGAAGAUUGAAGGUGGCAUGGGUAUUUGCAAUGGAUUUUUAUGUUCAUCUGGUGGUGGUGCCUCCUCCGUUCUACAAUUGGGAAAUCGUUCAUCCAAAAGCUCCAUCUCUGCAUCCAUCGAUUCUUUGUCUAAGGCAGAAAAAGGAAAUUCGGACUUCAAUUAUGAUUCAGCUGAAAGGGAUGUUAACAGCUCGAGCAAGAUUAUCUUAGCAAGAGUUGAAGGUUUUGGAACUUCACCGGUACCCUUGGCUGCAGGACGCCCUAAGGAACCAGUUACUGGUUUGAAGCUUGGAAGGACCUUCUUUGAAGAUGGUGGUGCAGAGAAUAACAUCAAGAGCUCAUCUUCCUCUGCUUCUAUGAUCUUGUCUACUGCUGUAGCUAAGAAAUCUAGGGUAUCUCCACAGAAUUUACAAAGCCCUAAAUGCCAGGUAGAAGGUUGUAAUGUUGACCUUACCACAGCUAAAGAUUAUCAUCGCAAACAUCGAGUCUGUGAAAGCCAUUCAAAGUCCCCCAAGGUAAUUGUAGCAGGCCGGGAGCGCCGAUUUUGUCAACAGUGUAGCAGGUUCCAUGGUUUGUCUGAGUUUGAUCAGAAAAAGCGAAGUUGCCGUAGGCGUUUAUCUGAUCAUAAUGCACGUCGCAGGAAGCCACAACCAGCAACAAUCUCAUUCAGUUCUUCAAGGCUUUCUUCGUCAUAUUAUGAUGGUAGGCAUCAUAUGAAUCUUGUUUUUGGUGGAAAUCCUCUGGGUCAUGGCAUGACCAGUUCACCAUUGGAAGAUGACCCAAGCAGCUUCAAGCUUAUUCAACCUAAACACUCUUGGAUAAAGUCAAAUAAAGCAGGAGACGUCAAUGGGCAGCUGCAAUUUUCUAGCACAUGUCAAACACAUAAUAUUUCCACCCUUCACCAUGACUUGAACAGGCUCUUGCCAUUUAAGGGCACCACUGCCGAGGUCCUCAAUCAAGGUCUGGAAGCACCUGUUUUUGCUUCUAGUUUGGGUGGAGCACCGGAUCUUCGGCGUGCUCUCUCUCUUCUGUCAAAUAAUUCUUGGAGUUCAGCUAACCCAGGACCAAGUUCUAAUGUCAAGUUUGUGAACACUCAUCCUGCAGCAAAUACAAUUGAUUCAACUGCAGGGUUUCUGCAGGUUGAGCAGCCUAUCGGACCACAAUCAACAAUGUUGCCAUUCAACCUGCAAAACCAUAAUGGUCAGUUCCAGGAGUUUCAGCUGCUCAAAGCACCCUACCAGGCUUCUUUCUUUGACUUCACACAGAUCCACUGAUGUCUGUGAUCUGAUGGUCAUGGCAUCGGCUUUGAAUCCAAUGUGAUACUUCUGCCUGUCCAAUAUGUUCUCGCUGUCCUUACCGGACUGAUUAACUCCAGAUGCUUGCAAUUUCUUACCAAUAAUCCUUCUGUGCCGUUGACUUUGAUACCAUCAUCCGGUGAAUGAUCUUAAGUUUUAGGCUUCCUUUCCCUUUCUUGCUGGAAAUGCAAGCAUGUCGAUCUCAUCGCAUCCCAUUCCUUGGCAAAUUAUUGUGUCGUCAAAGAAGCUUUCUCUGCACCGUCCGUUAAGAAUCGGUUGCACUUUAAUAAGUGAAGUUUCUUUUGAUCUAUUUAUGGUUAUUACUCAAUGAUGAUGAUUGAUACUAAAUUUUCAUAAUUGAGCAUAUCUGAUACUCCACUCA